AUGAUUGGUUACUUUGGACAAUUCGGUAUUGGUACUGAUGUUAAUUAUCAAUUAGCUAUUUCUUCUUAUAUUUAUGCUUCAAAAUCUAUUUUAAAUAUUUCAAAUAACGAUAAUGAUGAUUUAUCAUUGUUUAAUAAUUUAGUUAAAAACAAUCGUCUCUUAGGUCAAAUUUCUUUAGCUUAUUUAUAUUUUAGUGGUAUUGUUGUUGAAGAAAAUAUUAGUUAUUCCCAAUUAAAAUGUUGA
This is a messenger RNA of Dentiscutata erythropus, 243 nucleotides long. NCBI's taxonomy places the organism in Eukaryota, Fungi, Glomeromycota, Glomeromycetes, Diversisporales, Gigasporaceae. The record is from the annotation of a GenBank genome assembly.